ACGACACGCCGCCAGUUGCUGAGCUCCCGGCUCAGUCUUCAUACCAAGACCGUCGCAGGAGGUGGUUAGGCUAGUCACUCUAGGCCUAGCCGUCAGUGAAAUAUUGUCCUUGGAAGUUACGUGCUUGUCAAACUCCUGUCAUUCUUGAAGUAGUCCUGAACUCGUGCAAAGAGUUUUAGACUUGCAACAACGCUAAAUAUACUUGUGAUCUCAUCAAGUGUUGUGAUUUUGUGAGAAUUAGAAAGUGCCUAAGUUAGCUUCACUGGAGCAUUGAAAAGCUGCUUGCAACGAAUCGGAGAGAGUCCCGUACUCCGUCGUGUGCAUAAAAUCUCCAGGCUAUUGAUCUCGAGCUCACAAAUUUCUGUUGUUCAGUUCUUGUUUUUCUGUUUCAUUAAAACCACCGUACCAGAUGCGCAUCCAAACUGUAGACUUUUAUGAUUUGAAACAGUGUACAAAACUUAUUCUUUUGUGAACGAAAACCUUGUGCAUACUGAACCUAAUAUUACGUUCUUUAGCAACUUUGAAAUUCAGCGGGCACUUUAAUGAAUUUUGAAACUAAAAGUCACUCUAACCUCUGAAGAUCAAAGUUGAUAAGUUUUUUGCUGUUUACCCGGUUAUUGCGUGUUGGCCAAGGACUAUUCAGAUGCGCCAGAUCAGCAAGCGCACCGUUCGUCGAUUGUCUCCUCCCUCCGUUCCCAAACUCCCUGAAAUGCCUGCCAUCUGCGUCGAACGUGCGUUGGAAACCCGAACCGUGCAGUGCGUGAACACCGGACAUCUGCUCAAGAGGAUGAAGGGACUAAAGAAGUUGAAGAGGAAAAUGGGAUUAGCUCCGAGAUGGUCGGAUUCCGCAACUUUCCCUCGCCCACCCCUGCUUUUCCACAGCGUCAUGGGCGAAAACGUUAGAGUGACGAACGAAGGAACCGUUGUACGAAGAACACAGAGCUUCUGCAAAGGCAUCGCCUUCUCCAAUCGAAGUGUCUCCAUCAACGAGAAAAUAUGCAUUCGACUGCUCGAGAUUUCCUCGAACUGGUCUGGAGUUCUGCGUUUUGGUCUCACUUCAGUAAACCCCGAUUGCAUGAGAGGUGCAUUGCCAAAAUACGUAUGUCCAGAUCUCACAAGCAGAAAUGGUUGCUGGGCAAAGGCGCUUAGCGAGCGAUACGCGCAUCAAGGCAGUGUUCUUUACUUCUACGUCAAUUCUGCCGGAGAUGUUAUAUAUGGUAUGGACGAUACAGAGAUCGGUGUCUUUCUGAACGGUGUAGACGUUAAAGGUCCACUUUGGGUGGUUGUUGACGUUUAUGGAAACAGUACUUCUCUUCAGUUCGUAGACCCUUCCUUCUCCAUGAACAACAGGGAUGAUUACAGAAGAAGCGCCACCGUCGUACGCACUUCGAAUGGCGCCAUCAGCAAUAGGAAUUCUCCUGCACAACCAACUCAGCCUUACCCUUCCAGCGACGUAGCUGAAGACACCGUUACUAUUCCUGGUUUUGGAAAUCUCCGCAUUACUGACCCAAUGGUGAUUCAAGCCAUUGAAUAUGAAUCGACUGGCAAUUCGCUGCCUUUGAUGGUACAUCAGAAUGUUUCAUUCCAACCACUCUCGUUUCACCACACAAAAGGCGCGAAUAUUUCUUUUUCUGACCGCAAUAGGAUGGUAGCAAAGCGAAGCUACAACGAGUAUUGCAAAGGAUACGUCUUCACUGGACGGCCUCUUAAUAUGAAUGAGAAAAUUGUUUUACAAGUCUUGGCUAAUGAGCAUCAUUAUGUCGGUGCAAUGGCAUUCGGCGUGACCUCUGCAGACCCGGCCGACCUAUCGUCAGCCGAUUUGCCAGAAGAUUGCGAUGAGCUCCUGGAUCGGUCCGAGUACUGGGUUGUAUGUAAGGACGUCGCGGCUUCUCCGAAGGUGGGAGAUGAAUUGUCCUUCACAUACAGCGCUAACGGGCAAAUAACAUUUGCGAAGAACAACGGAUCUCCACAUGUCAUCAUGCACGUCGACAGUUCGCUGAAGCUUCAUGCCUUCUUCGACGUCUUCGGUCACACGGCUAAAAUACGGAUGGUGGGAGCCGUCAAGGUGCCUGAUCCUAGCCGCGCUUUGGAACAGCAGCACCGGGACCUGCAAAUGCGUCUCCAAUCUGCUGUUGAUGAGAUGGACUCAUCAUCUGCUUCUCCAAACUCCAUGGACUGCGGCCACCGUGCACAGUCUCGUACUGAGCCGAGCACCGCACCCAUUGCUCAACAGACGCACUCAACAAAUACCACGUCCUCCAACACCCAGUCGGUCAGUCGUCUGAGCAACGUCGUUCCCCCUGCAGGGCCUGCCGAAGAUAACCGCAUCAUGGGAAGCACCCCAGCUCCGUCUACCUACCCAAACCGUGCAUAUGUUCACACCACGCACUCCUACAACGAAAGCCUCCAGGCUCCUUCACCAGUGCGGUAUAACGCUCAUCCUAGACCCCCCGUUCCAAGAGAAACGCUGGCAAGAAAUGAUUCUGUUACUAGGAUACAAGUUCAGUUCCCUGUCACUUUCGAGAAAAGAGUACCUACUCAGAUGAUGGGUAACUCCGUCGCCAACAACACUUGCAAUACUUCAUUAAUUUCUUCAUCAUCUACAUCCCAUCAAGCGUCUUCGCCUGGUAACAACAACUCCAUGGAUGCGUCUGAGUGUUCAGUUUGUUAUGAAAGGCACAUCGACUCUGUACUGUACAGUUGCGGUCACAUGUGCAUGUGCUACACUUGUGCCAUUCAGCAGUGGAAGGGUAGAGGUGGCGGAGUUUGUCCGAUUUGUAGAGCUGUAAUUAAGGAUGUUAUAAGGACCUAUCGAGCGUAGUGUUCGUAGUUGGUAGCCAAUCUUAAAUUUCCUGCGACUAGAGCUUGUAAAGUGUCUAUUUUCUUAAAUUGAAGAAGCUAUAAUGAGCUCUUAGAGUUAUUUCCAAGCAUCAACAAGUUCAUAUCAAAACUGAAGGGUUUCAAGAACCCGAGAGCUUUAUUUUCUUGUGUUGCGUAACUUCUUUCAGUGAAAAUGUUAUCCAAACUUGAAGAACCAGGGUUUAUGUCAUUUCACUUUACAUAGAUGUUCUUGUGCUACAAGGUUUAUUAAUGGUACUUUUUUUAUUAUUUGGUGAUCUUCAUACUGUUUGCCUAGUGAUAAUUCUUCUCCUAGAGGUAGACCUAAGAUUAUUCUUGUUCUAGGUAUUCUGAUGAUUAUUUUCCCUGGUUGUUUACGAGAACAGACGUGUUCUAAGCUAGUCAAUAUGUUGGUGUUAACAUGGUAAUUUUAGUUUUUCCGUUGUAUUUUUUACUUUUUUUUCACCUCGACCUCAAACUCGUUGGAUUAUCUUGCGAGUUUUCUUUUUUCUCGUCAAUUAGUUUAGGGUCGUGACCAAAUAACUGCAGGGUACCUAUCUUGGUAAAUGAGGGAGUACCGAGCAGCAGUCUUGUCCAUGCUUUGGUAAAUUCCCAAUUUUCGUCUAGGUUCACGCCGUAUUUAAGGUAUUAUUUUGAAUAAAAAUACGAUGCAGUUCUUGUUGAUGUGGACCUAGUCAACAAAAUGUGAAAUCACUAUCAUUCGAAACAAUAAUUGCUCAACAAAGGUAAUUAUGAUAAUUAAAAAUUUAGGGUUAUUAAUUUGAAUUGUAAAAAUUGCUUGAUUCGUUUUUUUUUCACUGUAAUUGUCUUCGCAGUCUGUCUCUUGAUACCAGCUUUCUCCUAUCGACGUAGAUCUCAAAGUACUUAGAUACUGACUCUGUUUACAAUUUAAUUGUUGACUACUCAAUACUUAGCUUAUUUAUACUGAAGAAAAAAAGUUCCAGCG
This is a messenger RNA of Hyalella azteca, 3805 nucleotides long. It is a transcript of the gene neur, whose product is annotated as protein neuralized-like. Bases 644 to 2821 code for a protein of 725 amino acids. NCBI's taxonomy places the organism in Eukaryota, Metazoa, Arthropoda, Malacostraca, Amphipoda, Hyalellidae. The transcript is spliced from 3 exons. The record is from RefSeq and is a predicted model, not a curated record. Gene Ontology annotation, molecular function: ubiquitin protein ligase activity.